This is a messenger RNA of Pongo pygmaeus (Bornean orangutan), 2682 nucleotides long. RefSeq names its product zinc finger protein 174 (gene ZNF174). The transcript has 4 exons. Bases 1018 to 2241 code for a protein of 407 amino acids. Lineage: Eukaryota; Metazoa; Chordata; Mammalia; Primates; Hominidae. The record is from RefSeq and is a predicted model, not a curated record.
ACUCUAGCGAUGGCCCAAACACUCGGGAAAAAAAUGCAGCAUGAGGAUGGGGAGCCAGGUUGAUAGGUUUUUCACUUAGUAACUACUUAUUGAGUACUCAGAACGCACUCGGUGCCAGGGUCAGGCACUGUGGAUGAGUAGGUAGUGGGCGAGACAGGGACGAGAUGAGCAGGGUCAAGGCCAGGGGGUCCCGGGGAGCCGGCGCUCAGGCUCGGGGUGAUCCGCGCGGUGGGAGCGGGGCACGGUGAUCGCGGCGCGUCUGGGGACGCCCGGCCUGAGGGAGGCUGCCUGUCCCAAGGAGACGCCCUUCGGAGACAGACCCAAAAGCCUCGGAGAAGACUCCCAGCGGAGAGGGGCUCCUCGGCCGUCGCAGGGCCCAGCCGCUAAUCCCGCCGGCCGCAAACAAGCGGAGAACUCACCGGACACCAGCACUCGCGACUCCACAAACUCCGUCAGCCUCCGGGCCGGAAGUCAGCGGCGCGAUUCGCUCCGCCCACUACGCCCGCCCCUGCGCAGGCCCGCAAGCCGAGUUGCCGGACUGCAGCUCCCGGGAUGCACUGCGACGGUAUUGACAGACGCAGCAACCAAUAGUCGGUAGAGAAUGCCCUUGGCAGGAGGCGGGCCCUCUCAGUAGUUGUCCUCAGCAGCCAGUGGGCGUCUCCGCAGCGAGUGGCAUCGACCCCGCCCCCAGCCCGUGCUCGCCGGUAUCGGGUCCCAAGUCCCGCGGUCUUGGGUUCCCAGAGAGAGUCCUUUUAGGACGUUAUGACUUUUCUCCUUUGCAAGACUGCAAAAAACUGACAAGAAGACAAAACUCUUCCCUCUCCCAGGGACCGCGUUGUCUUGAGUUUGGCUAGUAAAGGCUAGCAAGUGAGGCCUUGUCUCUGCAUCCCGUUCCCCCUAACAUCUUCAGAGAACCUUCGUUUCUAGAAUCUUUCUAGUAUUCAGAGACUUCUCCAGGGUCAUGAUCCCAAAGGCUUAACCCGUUUACAAGAAGAGAGUUGUCUCCUGACGCCCAAAAUGGCAGCUAAAAUGGAGAUAACUUUAAGCUCCAACACUGAAGCUUCCUCCAAGCAAGAGAGACACAUAAUAGCCAAACUAGAAGAGAAACGGGGGCCUACUCUGCAAAAAAACUGCCCAGAUCCUGAGCUCUGCCGCCAGAGCUUCAGACGCUUUUGUUAUCAAGAGGUGUCUGGACCCCAAGAGGCGCUCUCCCAGCUCCGACAGCUCUGCCGUCAGUGGCUGCAACCCGAGCUGCACACCAAGGAGCAGAUUUUGGAGCUUCUGGUGAUGGAGCAGUUCCUGACCAUUCUGCCCCCGGAGAUCCAGGCUCGGGUCAGGCAUCGAUGUCCAAUGAGCAGCAAGGAGAUUGUGACCCUCGUGGAAGAUUUUCACAGAGCAUCCAAGAAACCAAAGCAGUGGGUGGCUGUUUGUAUGCAGGGGCAAAAGGUGCUCUUGGAGAAAACUGGCUCUCAGCUUGGAGAACAGGAACUGCCAGACUUUCAACCGCAGACUCCUAGGAGAGAUCUCAGGGAGAGCUCUCCAGCAGAGCCUUCCCAGGCAGGAGCUUAUGACCGGCUGAGCCCCCAUCAUUGGGAGAAAUCCCCACUCCUCCAAGAACCAACCCCCAAAUUGGCUGGGACAGAGGCCCCCAGAAUGAGAAGUGACAACAAGGAAAAUCCACAACAGGAAGGGGCUAAAGGAGCAAAGCCAUGUGCAGUGUCAGCUGGCAGAUCCAAAGGGAAUGGUCUGCAGAAUCCUGAACCGAGAGGGGCAAAUAUGAGUGAACCUCGGUUGUCACGGAGGCAGGUCAGCCCCCCAAAUGCUCAAAAGCCAUUUGCCCACUACCAGAGACAUUGCAGGGUGGAAUACAUCAGCAGCCCCCUAAAAAGCCACCCACUGAGAGAGCUGAAGAAAAGCAAAGGAGGUAAACGGAGUCUGAGCAACCGUUUGCAACAUCUUGGUCACCAGCCCACCCGCUCAGCAAAGAAACCCUACAAAUGUGAUGACUGUGGGAAAAGCUUCACGUGGAAUUCAGAGCUGAAGAGACACAAGAGAGUCCACACAGGAGAGAGACCCUACACGUGCGGAGAGUGUGGAAACUGCUUUGGGCGGCAGUCAACCCUGAAGCUGCACCAGAGGAUCCACACUGGAGAGAAGCCAUACCAGUGUGGCCAGUGUGGGAAAAGCUUUCGCCAGAGCUCAAACCUUCACCAGCAUCACAGGCUUCACCAUGGGGACUAAAAGGAGCACUCCAUGCUUUAGAUUCACAAGGAAGGUGUUUGUGUUUCUCCUCCCCCUUACUUGCAUGUAAAUCACAAAGACUGUGUGACUUACAAGGAAAGCAAGAGGCCCUUGAGGAAUGAUGAUGCACAUUCUGCUGUGAGGAGGCCCAGAAAAGGCCAACCAGGGCCCGACCAUGCAUGAUGACAGGGUGAAGAGGUGGCAGGUCUGGGCACUGGGGCAAAGAGAACUUAAGUCUCUGCAGAGAGCGAGGAGUAACUACUGAGAGAGAAUCAGGACAGUCCUGCAGGUGGCCCGCUUAUUGUUAAAUCGUCCCUCUGUUGCUUUAUCCUCUAAAAUAUGUUAAGGGAUAAAUUCUAUAUAUAUAGUUAUGCAUUUGCUGUCAUACCAAUUUUUUAUCAUGCACACACCUCUUUAAUAAAGAUGAGUGAUCUACCAGAA